Messenger RNA from Acanthisitta chloris (rifleman), 408 nucleotides. Its product is annotated as E3 ubiquitin-protein ligase NRDP1. The transcript has 2 exons. Gene Ontology annotation, molecular function: zinc ion binding. NCBI's taxonomy places the organism in Eukaryota, Metazoa, Chordata, Aves, Passeriformes, Acanthisittidae. Gene Ontology annotation, biological process: regulation of canonical NF-kappaB signal transduction; positive regulation of JNK cascade; tumor necrosis factor-mediated signaling pathway. The annotation marks the transcript as partial. The record is from RefSeq and is a predicted model, not a curated record. Gene Ontology annotation, cellular component: plasma membrane signaling receptor complex.
GCUCCCCACUGCGAGCACGCCUUCUGCAAUGCCUGCAUCACGCAGUGGUUCUCGCAGCAGCAGACGUGCCCCGUGGACCGCAGCGUGGUGACGGUGGCACACCUCCGGCCCGUGCCGCGCAUCAUGCGGAACAUGCUGUCCAAGCUGCAGAUCACCUGUGACAACGCUGUCUUCGGCUGCACGGCCGUCGUGCGCCUCGACAACCUCAUGUCGCACCUCAACGACUGCGAGCACAACCCCAAGCGCCCCGUGACCUGCGAGCAGGGAUGCGGCUUGGAAAUGCCCAAAGACGAGCUGCCAAACCACAACUGCAUCAAGCACCUGCGGUCGGUGGUGCAGCAGCAGCAGACACGCAUCGCCGAGCUGGAGAAGACCUCGGCGGAGCACAAACAUCAGUUGGCCGAGCAG